AUGGAUGCCAGCACACAUGAACAGUCAGAUACUACUCGCACUCACGCUCUCCCUCCCUCUCCCGCACUCUCUCUCACUCACUCACUCACUCUUUCACUCUUUCAUGCCUUCCAUUUCCCUUUCAGCCCGUGAAUCAGACGAUCGCAACCGUGGCUGUUCAUAUCAAACGGUUAUGCACUCCAUCUUCACUUCGUUUUGCACUUUUGUCUUUUUGUGCUCCUAUACAUGACGAUCCCUUCAUGUAUGUUGCUAUUUGUGCUUGAUCCGCUAGAAUUUUCGGUUUGCAUUCUAAUUAAGUGUUGCGUUCUGCGGCGGAACAUUUUGGAAGAUUGAUUACAACUUUGUCUGCAGGUCGCUCUGCAACUUUCGAAUCACCCGUUGGGGAGUUCGAGCGACGUUUGGAUAUGAGUUUUGGACAGUGUCUGAUUCAUUGUAGGUGAGUGCUGGCGUCAGUCAGCUGUCCUCUCUCUGUUGCAAAGACAAAACUAUUAGAGGGAGCUUCAAUUCAUUAACUGCGAUUUUGACAACGGGAGACGCUUUGAUCGAGCGUUGUGAAUGUGACUAUUUUUUUCUGAGGCCGCACGCGGACUGGAAGUUAGUUGCAAGGGGCUAGAAGAGAGGCACGAUGGGACCGAAGAAGGGAGGCAAAGGGAAGGGGAAGAAUGAAAAGGUAGAGGAAGUGUCUGCAGGUGCAACACCAUCAGAGCUAUUGACAAAAAUUGCUGCGCUCAAUGAAGCUAAAGAUAAGGAGAUGCAAGAGCGCAACCUUAUGAUGAUCGAACGGGAUAAGAUCUCGUCAUUCUGGGAGAUAAAAAAGGAGGAAUAUGACAAACUUCGCGCAGAAUUCCGCAACAAAGACCGAGCUAUGGAAGAGCUUGAAGAACACCACCAGCUCGAACUAAAGCUGUGCAACCAAAAAUUAAAACAUCUGCUUUACGAGCAACAACAUGCGAUAGCCACAGUAAAGACUGACAAUGAGCAAGCUCUAAAAUUGCAACGGGACCAAUUCAGCAAGCGUGAAGGAGAGCUCGUGAAUGACAAGCGUGCUCUCAAGGAUCAAGUGAAAGAGAUGGGAUUGUCCUACGAAGACAUCAUUCGCUCUGUGAAAAUGGAACAUGCUAAAGAGGUCACGAAGAUUCGCCAAGAGUUUGAUCAAAAUGCUAAAGAGCUUCAGCAAAAGUCAGAUCGCAAGAUCAAGACUCUGAGAGAUGAAAUGGAUCUGCGUCGAAAAUCAGAGAUUCACGAAAUUGAGGAACGGAAGAAUGUACAUGUGAGUGAAUUGAUGAAAAAUCACGAGAAAGCUUUCACUGAAAUCAAAUGCUACUACAACGAUAUCACCCACAACAAUCUCGAUUUGAUCAGAACUUUGAAGGAAGAUGUGACGGGCAUGAAAAUGAGAGAAGCCGCGAACGAGAAACUGAUGUAUGAAAUUGCACAAGAAAACAAGCGGCUGACUGAACCGCUGGAGAAGGCUCUCAAGGAAGUAGAGGUUUUGAGAUUGGGCAUGGCUAACUAUGAAAAGGACAAACAACUACUUUCUCAAGCGAAUUCGAGACAAAAAGAAUCGACGAAAAAAUUCAAGCAGCUUGAGUGGGAUUACCAGGUCCUCCAAAGCCGGUGUGAACAACUACAAGCGGAGCGCGAUGAAAUUUUUUCUAAGUUCGUGAGCAGCGUCCACGAUGUUCAGCAAAAAUGUGGACUCCAAAGCAUGCUUCUGCAACGGAAGGUGCAAGUUCUGGGAGAGAAGCUCGAAAAGAAGGAAGCACAGCUUGGAACGGGAGAAGUUCAAGGAGGUGUUCACUCUAGUGCUGAAAAAGUUUUGGAAUCGAAGAAUAACCUGAUCAAGUCCCUGCGAUACGAUCUCGGGAAAAUUUUGAAGGUAGUCGUGUUGUCUGUGUGCUUGGGAAAAAACGUGGCACACAAUGAUGUUAUCAAGGCGUACGAAGAAAAAAUGGCAGAAUAUGGAAUCCCACUUGAAGAGAUGGGUUUGACGCAUUAUAUCUCCAGAUGCAUGAUCUGAAUUGGCUUUCAGCAACUUAAGCAAACCAUCUGGGUCCUGAUGCAACGGUUUAUCGAACAAGAAUGGAGAAUCUAGACCUCUCGGAAUGGAGGUUCACGGAACCGAUGCCAUGAGCAGCAGCGUAGCUACCUCCGCAACAAGCAUCAUUUCACUUGUAGUCGCUCCUCAUCUACCGCACCGCAAGGUUUUGUAUUGACAUGUGUUGCAAUGUUGCAAUCCUGAAAGUGACGACGUAUUAGCUUUGCACCUACAUGCGUUAUGAAGCUACUUACUAGAUAUGCUCCUUUGAGCCAAAUUUUCAUGAAUGCUACGGAGCUUUCUCAUUGUGAAGGAUGCAUUCUUAGGAUGUCCCUUGUAUCCAAAGCAGACGCACAUGGCUUUGUCUAGUUGCAGUCCAAGGGAGCAGCUAUGACAAAUCUUUCCAUUCAAGCAAUCUUUAGCUUGAUAUGCAAUAUUGUUGCCGCUAAUAUUAUGAAUUGUGUACCUGAGGAUGAUUUUUUCA
This is a messenger RNA of Physcomitrium patens, 2522 nucleotides long. RefSeq names its product dynein regulatory complex subunit 4. The record is from RefSeq and is a predicted model, not a curated record. Gene Ontology annotation, biological process: cell motility. Lineage: Eukaryota; Viridiplantae; Streptophyta; Bryopsida; Funariales; Funariaceae. Gene Ontology annotation, cellular component: Golgi apparatus; microtubule; motile cilium. Gene Ontology annotation, molecular function: small GTPase binding; microtubule binding.